Protopolystoma xenopodis is the source of this 495-nucleotide messenger RNA. The record is from the annotation of a GenBank genome assembly. Lineage: Eukaryota; Metazoa; Platyhelminthes; Monogenea; Polystomatidea; Polystomatidae.
AUUGCACCGAACGCGGCCGAAAAGCUUCUUCGUAGUGUCAUUCACCCGCUUCUCCAAAAGUUGCUACUGCUUCAGCAACAAGUCAGCUUGCUUGACACAUUGCACGAAGUUCUAGACGGCACAGAACUGAACAUAAAAGAUCGGUCAGCAGAUGUAGCCCUACUCGAGUCAACUGCAAACAGUCGAGGAGGCCCGACUGGCGAUGGGGUAAACGAGCAGCAGGGGACCGGCGAGGAAGCGAGCGAUAACUCAGCAGAGCUAGUGACGGAUUGUUUUGAACUAAUGAAUAAUGAGAGUGAUAUCCGAGCUGCCUGGAAAAAACAACAAUCAAGCCAGCUUUUGGAAAGGCUAUAUGGCUCAAUUGUUGAUCUCUUCGUUUACAAAUUUCAUUUCCAAGGCGUGGAUGCGAGGCAACAGACAGAAUCCUUGUUGGCUCUUUUGAAAUCCUACGAUCUGGAUUCUGUUGUCAACUUUUUUAUGGACAUUAAUCCGUGA